This is a messenger RNA of Acanthocheilonema viteae, 1500 nucleotides long. The record is from the annotation of a GenBank genome assembly. NCBI's taxonomy places the organism in Eukaryota, Metazoa, Nematoda, Chromadorea, Rhabditida, Onchocercidae.
AUGAGACAUGAACUUAACCCAACAGCUGAAUGUAAUAGCAACGAUUUUCACUCAUCAAAUAGUGAUACUUUUGGGCGAUUCAGAUGGAUUCAGGAUCUUGAUUUUGAUUGUGAUCUUCAAGAAACGCCAGUGCAAUGGGCGUUACAAGCAUGUGGGAAUAUGUACAAAAAUGGUCACACUUGGCUAUGCGAGGUGCUGCGUGGUUCAGUAGCACAUUGCUCAACUGCUCGGAAACCAUAUUUAAGUACAUUUUACACACGAUGUCGAAGUUUAUUGGAAGAAGGUGUUGAGCCUAUUGUUGUAUUCGAUGGAAUUGAUGAAGGAGAGCGGACAAAUGUGGAUUAUGCGGUUUCUACAAUGAGGAAAGUAAGGAAGCGUGGAAGCAAAUAUUGGACAUCAGAGCUAAAACAAGAAAUGGUGCCGAAAAUUGAAGAAAUCAAGAUGUUGCUAAAUUCGAUGGGAGUUCGCUGGAUGGAAAGUAAGUUGGAAGGUGAAGCACAGUGCGCACAACUUGAACAACGAGGCUUGGUGCAUGGUUGUAUCACACGAGAUUUCGAUUAUAUUCUUUUCGGAGGGAAUAAUCUCUAUCAGGUAGAGUUUGGUUUUGGUGACAAAGUACAGAACAACAUCCUUCAUCUUUCUAUGGAUUAUCUGGAUGAAACCUUGUGCUUAAACAGGUCUUGCCUUAUCGCAAUGACAAUCAUGAUUGGUUGUGAUUAUGCUCAGAAAGGCAUUCCUGGUGUUGGUUUAGUUACAGCGUUGGAAAUUGUUUCUGAAUUUUAUCUGAUGAAACAUGAUCAUCCUCAAGUUAUUUUGGAUAGAUUUAAAUCUUAUACGACAGAAAUGCUUCCCGUACGCGAUAAUGACAGCAAUGUAAAACGGAAAUUACGACUUAGUGUUAAUAGAAAUUCCAUAGAUUUGCGAAAUUUCAAUCCAAACUCAGAUGCUAUGUCUAAUGCGAUCAACAUUUAUAUGAUGCCGCUUGUUAUCGAGUAUUCUCGUACACAAUUACCCAAAAAAUUGCCACCCAAUAUACAAAAAACUGAAAAGUGUACAACGCUUACCAAAGGAGGGCGUACUGCUUGCUCGAAACGUGAACGAGUUGCCAUGGAACGACUGCGUGUGAACGCUUUACUUUACAAACACAGCCCUGUGAUAGAAGUGAUCUCAGUGCCAUCAACUUCAGAAGAAGUGAAUCAGUUGAAUGGCGAAAGUAGUGGUGUAAUUGUUUCAUCGCAACGAGAUGCAGUUCAUCGAAGUGGGCGAAAAAAGGCAAACCAUGAAUUGGCUGCUGUGCAACAACCACCGCCUAGCAAAAUCCCUCGGAAAGAUGGUUUUGUUACAAAAGUGAAUGCUUCUAAUAUAAAUCAGGUACAGGUACAACCAGCAUCGGGACAGAAUGAACAGAUCAUCAUUGAGGAGCAAAAUUCAGCUGCUACUGAGCUUCUCGUCGUCGAAGAUGUCGGUCGCACCAAUGCAUUGCAGGUCUUCACAGUAUAA